This is a messenger RNA of Bipolaris maydis ATCC 48331, 291 nucleotides long. The record is from RefSeq and is a predicted model, not a curated record. NCBI's taxonomy places the organism in Eukaryota, Fungi, Ascomycota, Dothideomycetes, Pleosporales, Pleosporaceae.
GGCAGGACUCUUUUGAACAUAUCUUUCGACUCUGCUGGCACUCACCUUUACACAGCAGUAGGCGCCAUCGCUAUUCCUUCUCCUCUAGCUUCUAGCAGCGCAGACAUGGCAGCAUUAAAACCACAUCACCAAGACGUCAGUUUAAGUCCAGAUAGUGUUUGGAUUGUGCGAGCCGGAAGUAACAUACUAUGGAUACCGUCUGAGUAUCGGCCAUCACGCUCGGCUGUGAGUGGGGCUCUAGUAGGCAUGGGAGCAGGAUCAGGGAGGAUAUGGUUUUGUCAGGCAAUCUAG